Molecule: messenger RNA, 8889 nt
Organism: Betta splendens (Siamese fighting fish)
Lineage: Eukaryota; Metazoa; Chordata; Actinopteri; Anabantiformes; Osphronemidae
Gene: gse1b
Product: Gse1 coiled-coil protein b
Exons: 17
Coding region: 440-6730 (2096 amino acids)
Molecular function (GO): electron transfer activity; heme binding
Source: RefSeq, a predicted model, not a curated record
UGACAAGGGGGGUGGAGGUUGCCUUCGGGGUGUCGAAGCGGGUCCCGUGAAUCGGGGAUGGCGCUGCGUACAGUGCGAGCGACAUAGCGGCCAAAGUUUGCAGCGCGCGCGCGGGCAGGAAAGUUCGCCGGAGAGGCGGCGCGUGCUCCCGAGUGCUUCUGUCACGAACACCGGCGGAUCCCGGCGCAAACAUGCGGACGAGACAGCGCAAGUGACGACGUCCGAGCUGCUUUGCGGCUGUUUUGAGUGGAUUUCUCCGCGCUGGAGCCGGUUUGCUGCCGUCGCCGCACGCCGCCGUUUCAAUGGACUAUCGCCUAUGAGUCAGAGUAAGUUGGACCAAAAUUGACUGCAUGAAUUCCUGCGCUGACCCCGAGGUUGGACCGGGAGCGCGACUUAACUGUUGACGCUAUGUAGGAUAGUUUCGGGGUGUUUGGAAACAAUGCACUCCCCCCGUGACAAGGAACUGGCACCCUUAUCUCGGAAACACCGUCUCAUGGCCGCAGCUCUGCCCGGCGAGGACGGCCCAUUGCCCGGUCCCGCUUCCAGGGCUGACCGCAAUGGACUGGGGGCUCCGGUUCAUUGUUUCAUAUGCGGCAGCGGCGUCACACCCGGGAAGGAAAUAAGAUUACAAGUGACAUAUCAGAAAGAGAGGCUGCCGUUCUUCCCCUUCCUGCAGAACCAGGAGCCGGCCCCGGGUGCGUGUGAAGUGAGCCCGGACGGACACGCGCUCGUGUGCGCCGUGUGCCACUGCUUUCUGACGGAGCAGUGGAACUCGUUCGAGCGGAGCAGGACGCCCACCGAGAAGCGCAUGUACUGGUUGAAGCGGCCCUACCAGUGCGACUCCCGGCGGGUCCCGCAGGAGUGGAACGUGUCCUACGACCUGGAGCGCAGGAUCAGUGUCAACAGCCAGAACUACGACGGGGGCGCCGACUCGGAUUUCUCGUCGUUUUCCGAGAACGAGAACAUGUCGGACCCGGAGAUGGAUGUGGUCGACAGAGUCAGCGUGGCCAGAGACAGAUGCGCGCGAGCGCCGGGCAAGUCGCCAAGAGACGGUGGCAGGAAAAACAAUGCAAUCAGUGUUAAAAGCAGCCCGGACUCACAGCGGGCGGUCCGCUACCCGGCGGGUGUUUACGGGGCGCAGGCGUCGCCAAAAGUGGAGAGCGUCCUGGCAGCGAGACGCGCGGCUAAAAUGAUGAACAACGCGUGUCAGUCGUCAGAGUCUCUCGCCAAGUCCCAGGAGAGAUUCCCCCCGCGGUGCUACGACGCUCCUGCGUCCGACGCACCUGUGCAGGACAAUGGGGUCAUUAUGCGCAACAGGCGGUGGCAGGACGAGGGGAAUGCGAGACACGCGGAGGCGCGUCUCACGCAGCGCGUCGCUGACGGAGCGCCGCUGCCGCUGCCGCUGCCGCGCCGUGGACGCGGCGAGGACCCCCUCGACGCGCCGCUGUCGUCCGCUGCCACUAAACGCAACGUGGCCCGUCCCGGGGAGGGCAUUUCUGACACCUCGGAUGAGGACGAGAUUAACAUCACGAGUGAUGACGACAAGGGCGCGAGGAAGAGCGCGCGGCCGCACCACGUGGACUCCAGUCCGGCGGAGUGCGUGUGCUACAUCUGCGGCACCGGGCUCCGACACGAUGCUCAUUUCAAAGUCAGCGUGCAGAAACAGGAGCGGGCGCAGGGCGAGCCCUUCUUCCCCUUCCUGUGGCUGCACUCGCCCCCCCGCGGUGCGGUGCCCAUCAGCCUGGAGGGCAGCACCCUGGUGUGUGGCAGCUGCCACGCCUCCCUCAUGCAGCAGUGGCAGAGCUUCCAGCUGGCGGACGUGCCCGUGCUGCAGCGCCUCUACGUGGUCCCCAUCAACCAGAACCGGGCGCCCGGCGCCGCCCGCCCGGCCCGGCCCGGGAGGACGCCGGAGCCCAGGGCGUCGCCGAACGUGUGCUUCCUGUGCGGCCAGGAGCGCGGAGGGGACAUGCGAGUGGCGUACGCUCAGGCGGGGGCGGGCAAGUCCCGCGGCGUGAUGUACUUCCCCUUCAUCAACAUGCUGCCGUGUCCGCCCAACGCUCAGGCGGCGAGGAACGGCCGCGUGCGCUGCUGCGCGCCGUGCCACUCCAUCCUGGAGGGCAUCUGGGACGCGUACCGCCUCAGCCUCAGCGAGGACCUCAUCGCCUCCGUCGGCUCCUUCCUGGCCCGGUACCACGCCGCCGCCGCCGCCGCCGCCGCCGCCGCCGCCGCCGCCGGGGCCGGCGAGGCCCGCGGAGCCGCCCGCGCGCAGCCCGGCGCCGCCCGCUCCACCGCCGCGUGCUACCUGUGCGGCGCCGAGCUGCGCGCGGGCGGCGAGUUCCAGCUGCACGUCAACCCGCCCGGACGCUGCGGCGAGAGGGAGCCGUUCUUCCCGUUUCUCACCGUCCACCCCCCGGCGCCGCGGGCCAAGCCGGUCGACGCCACCGGCCUGGUGUCGGCCUGCACGCUCUGCUACCACGACCUGCACGCCCAGUGGGCCCGGCACGAGCGCCGCGGCCUCAGUCCCUCCGCCCCGUCCACCUCCAGCGCACCGAGCUCCGCCUCCCAGCCGCCCAGCUCGCCCUGGGCCCGGCAGUACAGCUGCGAGGCCUUCGUGUGCUUCUUCUGCAGGCAGGAGCAGCGCCGGCACGGCCGGCUGCGCGCCGUCACCGUGGCCCGGCUGCCCGUGUUCCUGUACGCGCCCCGCAGCGCGCGCACGCUCCUGGUGGACGACGGGAGGACGCUGGUGAUCGGCUCGUGUGUGGAAUGUAAGUCCAUGGUGCAGGUGGGACAGAGCAUGCAGCAGGACGGGGAUAAGCCGGGACCGGGGACCUCGGACGGGGAGCGCAAAGAGCCAGAAUCAGCCUCGCCCCCGUCCAGACAUAAGUCUUGUGCUGUGAGCAUCGCUGCUGCUACAACCAGUCAGGAGGCAGACUCGGGCUCUGGGCCCCCCCAGCCUGCAGGCGACCACCCCCCCCCCUGCCUCGCGGCCCCUGAGCCGGACAGGGCCGACCGAGCCGGAUGCCCGCUGCCCGGCAUGAGCCAUGAGCCAAAGUCACCAUCGUUAGGAAUGAUCUCGACGGCGACCCGUACCACGGCGACAGUCAGCCCCCUCACCCCGUCGCCCCUCAACGGCUCCAUCGUAGCCAAUGGAAGCCCGGCUAACCAGUCUGGAUUCGCUGCAGCCCUCCGUAAACUGGCAAAACAAGCAGAAGAACCUCGAGCUGCAUCCUCCAUCAGUAGUGAGUCGUCUCCAGUGUCCUCGCCGGCCACCAACCACAGCUCCCCCGUUAGCACACCCAAGAGAGGUCCCCUUGGUCCGGGGCCCGUCCUGGUCCCCCCGGCGGGCCACAGCGUGCCAAACACUCCGCCUGUCGUCACCAUUGCUCCAACAAAGACUAGCAACGGCCUGUGGAGGAACGAGGGGCGCCAGGCUGACUCUGGGCCUCGUGGGGCCAGCAGGGAACGUCUGAGUGCAGAGGGCACCCUCUCCCAGGAAAAAGGGGGUCCCUCGGUCCCUGCCCACCUCCUGGGAAACCCCUAUGCCUUUGGUCUCACCCCUGGUGCUGUCAUGCAGGAUUCACGUUUCCAGCCUCUCAAUUUGCCCAGACAGCUGCCUAAUGCAGGUCCUGUACCGGAGGAGUACCUCCGUGGCUUCCGGCCCUAUGCCACAACUGAAGAUGCCCUCCGCAUGCCCUCGUUGCCCUUGGGCCUGGAUCCUGCCACUGCAGCUGCUGCAGCUGCUUACUACCAUCCCAGCUACCUGCCCCACCCUUCCUUCACACCGUACAGGAUGGAUGACCCGUUCUGCCUCUCUGCUUUGAGGUCACCUUUCUAUCCGCUGCCAGCAGGAGGAGCCCUACCCCCCAUUCAUCCCUCUGUUCAUAUGCACCUACCAGGGGUCCGCUACCCUGCAGACUUCACACACCCUUCACUAUCAGCACUGCAGUCUGAGAGGCUUCAGCUGGAGGAUGAGAUGCGGCAGAGGGAGCGAGAACGGGAGCGUGAGCGCGAGCGCGAAAAGGAGCGGGAGCGCGAGGCGGAGCGGGAGAAGGAGCGGGAACGGGAGCGCGAGAGGGAGCGCGAGAAGGAGCUGGAGAGGGAGCGCGAGCGCGAGAGGGAGAGGGAGAGAGAGAGGGAGCGGGAGAAGGAGCGGGAAAGGGAGAAGGAGCUGGAGAGGCAGAAGGAGCGAGCGCUGAGGGAGAAGGAGCUGCAGGCAUCCAAGGCCCUGGAAAGCCACUAUCUGGCUGAGCUCCAUGCCAUGCGGGGGCAGGAGGACCGAACCAAGCCUGAGAGACUCACUCCUAAUCGGGCUGAUAAAACCAAAGAGCCUGCUCUUCCUGCUCCCAAACCGGUUCCACCAGGACUUCACUCCGCCAUCGUCCAGUCGCGCCACCCCAUCCCUGGCCUGUACAUGGGCCCCAGCCCCGUGGGGACCGGGCUGCCGGCCUCACUAGUGGCUCAGAGGAACAACGAGGAGGAGAGGUGGUUGGAGAGGCAACGCAAGCUGCGGCAGGAGAAGGAAGACCGUCAGUACCAGGUGUCCGAGUUCCGGCAGCAGGUCCUUGAACAGCACCUGGACCUGAGCCGGCCGGCGGACGCGGCGGAUCAUAGGACGGACUCGCACAGAUCCAUACCAAAUCACCAUGAACCAGCGAGCCGAGAUCUCCACCCACACUUAGGAGCCCCCCCACCCCUCAUCUCACCCAAACCUCCGCUGCCACCACGUGACCACCACCCUCCACCUCCGACCACCCUGUGGAACCCAGUAUCUCUUAUAGAAACCACGUCAGACUCCAGACGAAACCAUGAGCCCUCAGGGAUGGGACACUAUGAGCUCAGCCGCCUGCCCCCAGGGCCCUCCAAAUAUGAGGAUGGCGCCCGGAGGAGAGAUGUGGUACCAAUGGAGAAGUACCCCCCACUGAGAGGUCCUCCGGGCCUGCCGGAGUCGAGCACAUUCCUCGCUGAUCUGGAGAAGUCCACCCAGACGUUUUUCAGCCAGCAGAGGGCGACGCUGUCUCUGUCCAGUCAGUACGAACUGGAGGGAGCCGUGAAAAACAACACUGCACUAAAGAACAUCCAGGCACAUCCGGGACACAGCAGACACGGACAAGGGCUGGGAAUGGUUACGGGGCCGGGGAUCGGACAGUUAGCCACACUGGCAGCGGGUCCGGAACCAACGCUCAUCUAUGAUGAAUUCCUUCAGCAGCACCGAAGGCCAGUCAGCAAGCUGGACCUGGAGGAGAAGAGGAGGAAGGAGGCCCGGGAGAAAGGUUACUACUAUGAUCUGGAUGAUUCAUAUGAUGAGAGUGAUGAAGAGGAGGUGAGAGCCCAUCUCAGGAGAGUAGCAGAGCAGCCCCCACUUAAACUGGAGGACUCCACAGAGAAGUUAGAUUUUCUGGGGGUGUUUGGCCUGACGACGGUGGGCCGGCGGGAUGAGCUGGUACAGCAGAAGAGAAGGAAGAGACGACGGAUGCUCAGGGAGCGCAGCCCCUCCCCGCCCGCUUCUCAGUCCAAACGCACCCCUCCUCCUCCUCCCCCCCAGCUCCUCACGAGAUUCACCCCGGAGGAGAUGGACCGAGCGCCAGAGCUGGAAGAUAAGAAGCGCUUCCUCACCAUGUUCAGGCUGUCUCACGUCACCAUACAGCAGAGGAGAGAUAAUGAAAAGGUGGUGGAGCUGCUCCAGGCCAUCAAAGAAAAGAGCAUAACCUUGGAUACCAUCAGACACGCCCCUCAUCCGCUGUGCAAGAGCCCUCCAGUGCAGAACUCUGAUGCAGCAUUUUCUCAGCCUCCCUCUGAAUCAGAGGAACACCACAGUGUCAGGCCUCAUAGCCCCUCCUCACACUGCCCAGCAUCCCCCAAUGGCCAUCCAAAACCCCUCGGGGACACAUUAAGACCAAAGGAACCCCCCUGUCCAGCUGUCUACCCAGACAAGGCCCGGGGGCCCAGUGAGGGACCCGGCUCUAAGAGGAGCUCCAGCCUGCUGAACAGCUUGCGGCCCCCACUCCCCCUGCAAGCUAAAGAGGGCCUUCACAGCAUCAAUGGACGCACCAAACCCUGGGACAGCUUCACCCCAGAGGAAUUUGCUCAGCAGUUCCAUGAAUCUGUGCUUCAGUCCACUCAGAAAGCUCUGCAAAAACACAAAGGUGGAGCCACGGGGAUGUCAGAGUCAUCUCACCUCCAGGAGUCGUCUGUUCACUACAACAUUCCAGAGCUUCAGAGCGCCCCUGGCCGACCCCCGCAGCCACAUUCACAGUCUCACUCGAACGCACAUUCGUUUCCCCAUGCCCACUCACAUCCUCACCCCCAGCCCAACGGGCAGCACUUCUCUCUACCCCAACACCGGGAGGCCUCAGGGUUGCGGGAGGACCUGUCUGGUCCAGACGAAUCUGAAGAGGAAGAGGAGGAGGAGGAAGAAGAGGAGGCUCCUGCCUCCAAAUGGCAGGGAAUUGAAUCUAUAUUUGAAGCUUAUCAGGAAUAUGUUGAAGAGCAAAGUUUGGAGCGGCAAGUGUUACAGAGCCAGUGUCGAAGACUAGAAGCUCAGAACUAUAACCUCAGUCUGACUGCUGAGCAGCUAUCUCACACCAUGGGGGAGCUGAUGUCCCAGAGACAGAAGCUGGCAGUGGAACGGGAGAAGAUCCAGGCAGAGCUGGAGCACUUCAGGAAGUGUCUGACGCUGCCGCCGACGCACUGGCCGAGAGGCGGCCAUUACAAGGGCUACCCUCCCAGGUGACCCUAAUGACCUCACCCGACGGCCCCUGGCCACCUCCCCUUCGAGACAGAAACCCAGAAAUUAUUUUUCACGGCCUGUUCCACAUGGCUCCUGGGAGGAGAAUAUGGCUGGCUACAUGAGAUAACUUAAUGAACGCACAGAAGGCAGGACCAUUCAGUGAAGGACAGGCAGUCUUUGGAUUGUGGCCAGCCAGAGACUGUGCCGUAAGCCACUAACGCGUGCCAACGUAGCCAAGCGUGACAUCAGUGAACGCACGGAGCAGGAGCACCUGAAGAUCCACUCACGCGUUCGCCCGCUCCUCACGCAGUCCCCGCGUCCCUCACCGCCACAGCUCCACAGACAAUCCUGCCAAUGAGGGAGCAGCUGCCCCGCGUGGGGCGUCCACGAGAGACUUCAAUCCUCCCCAUCUCCAAACAGCAGCUUCGGGCCAAUCGGGACUGAUCUGAUCACAGGGGCCACGCGAGCGUUGACCUGGAAAUGCACUUACGAGUAAAAGCUGAAGAACUACCUGGUGGUACUGUGUUACAACAAAGAACUGCUGAGUUUAGGGAAGAACUUAGAAAAUGCACAUUUUUUGGAAAGAAUUAAGGAAAUGUUUAAUUUCGAAAUAGAAAAUUUGAGAAAUAAAAUUUUAAAAGGUGCUUCAGCCUUGUAUUGUAUAUAAUAUGAAGACUUAAAGAAUUUUGUAUGUUUUUAUUACUUUAAUCAUUGUUCUUUUAAAAGAGAAGCCUGCCAUUUUUAUAUGUUUAUGCUUUUUUGGGUUGGAAAAGAAAGCCUUGCUUUUAGUGUUUGUACUGCUGCUGGCCAGAACAGCUCCUUUUGAGACAUGAAACCCGAGCGGGAGCAGACCGCUCCACCGCCCUGCUCUCUGCCGGCACCUCGCAGCUAAGCCCCCAUCGCAGCCACGUCAUCCGGCGUCUGAGCUCAGAGGUCCCGGGACACGGCUCUUGUCCUCUCACCUCAUUCGUUCACAGCGACACGUCUUUAAAGCCCGUUUCAACAGCUGUACAGCUGCUGGUCUGACUAGAAGAAAGCUUGUGAUAUUCAUGCAGGAAAUGAUUGAGAUCCACAGUGACUUUUCUUUUUUCUUUUUAAGUUUGCUAACUUGACUUGAUUACUUUGAAGACAUGAAGAGUCUCUUAAGCAGUCGGUGAAUCAAACGGAUCCUACAAUUAGACCUUACAGUUGUUUAACACGCCUUAUAAGAUGAAGGCCUCGUCCGCCUCCGUGAGAGGAACGCCGUGCCAAAGUGUUGGAGUCAGACUACACUGCGUUUCAGAUGUGUAGCCAAACCAGAACGGCCAUUGUCCACGUCCUUCCUGUGUUUGCUCGGUUUAAAGCUCCCCCUCCAUCAUGCCAAUGUUUUAUAAUAGAAAGCCGAUACGUUGAUUCAAACUGGGCAUUUCCUAGUUCAAAUAAAACCAGAACUUCACCUGGUCUCAUGUUUGUUUACUGCCCGUCUGCGACUGUCCACACUGAAACUCUUUCCCCAGUAGGGUUUUAAAUGCAGCUCCAGACUCCAAAGACAGUUUACAACGCGUAGGUUGGCAUUUCAACAAUGUAGGGUUAUGAUAACAAUUACAUUUUACAAUGAAUCAAUUUAGUGAUUUAACCAAAUAUUCAGAAAUUCAAUUGUGGACUGAAGCACAACUGCCCCUUGCAUACAGUACAAGUGCCUCAAGGAUUUGGGAGCAUAUGAAUGAGUUGUAGUCCACAUGAUGGAUAUUCUACACAGUACAGGGCGAUCAGGGACUUUACAUCCAAGUGUCAACCGUGCAUCCUACACCUUACGAAUCAAAAGAGUCCAUCUCCUCGUAUCAGUUAACAUCAGCCUAGGUUAGUUCAGAGAAUCCUUUACAGAGAAGAGAGCCACGAGCCUCAGUUCACGAGGGAGCUGAGCCAAGAAGCUGGGGAGGAAGGUUCAGUUCAGUUGAGCCCACUUAGUCAGCCUCCUGGUGUCCAACCCACGCACGCCCAUGCAAUAGCCCCAUUACUCAGUGGAGGAUGUCUAGAUGCUGUGAAAUCCUGUUUUUAAAAAUGUACUUGUUUGAAUUCAUUGUAAUGUAAUAUAUUCUUUGUUGAAUGUAGUAAUUAGGUAUUUAUGAAUAUAUGGCUGUGAUUUCCAGACAAAAAAUAAAAUUUCAAAAAUGUUAUAUCAA